AUGCGGCUCAAGCCCUCGCUGCAACUGUCUCUUGCAGUUGGGCUUUCACUAACGACAUCCGCUGUUCUCGGACGUGGUAAUACAUCUACGACCGACCUCGACUCACUACUCUUUUCGUCCCUCGACGACCGUCCGGGCAACUGUCCACCGUGUUUCAACUGCCAGCUCGACGCCUUCCAAUGCACGCAAUUUGCGUCUUGUGAUAUAUAUAGCGGAAAAUGUGUCUGUCCGCCCGGCUUCGCAGGGGAGGAUUGCUCGGAACCACUGUGCGGGUCUCUAUCAGAUCCCCAGCGCCCUUCUCGGAAAGACAAAUACUGCUCCUGCAACGAUGGCUGGGAAGGAAUCAACUGCAAUGUCUGCAAGACAGAUGACGCUUGUAAUGCAAUGAUGCCGACUGGCGAAGAUGGUGUUUGUUACAAGCAGGGCGUGACGGUGAAAGAGAACUUUCAGAUGUGUGAUGUGACGAAUCGGAAGAUUCUGGACCAGCUGAAAGAACGGAAACCUCAAGUAACGUUCUCCUGCGAAGCCGAAGACAAGACUUGCAACUUCCAGUUUUGGGUCGAUCAGGUGGAGUCAUUCUACUGCGGCUUGGAUACUUGUGACUGGAAUCUGGAAACAGACUUUGACAAGAAUACUACGCGCUAUAAAUGUGAGAACAUCAAUUGCAAGUGUAUUCCUGGCCGUAUGCUCUGUGGAGAAGAAGGUUCCAUCGACAUUGGGGAGUUCCUGAAAGAGUCGAUCAAGGGACCGGCCAGUUUCUCAACCACAUCCACUCUCGGUGGCAGCAAAGAGGAUGGAAGCAAGUUCCAGGAACCCGAAAUGGACAAUUUGAUUAAGAGCGUCUUUGGCGAUGAGAGUAUCACACUCCGGUGCUCUUCGGGUGAAUGCGUCCAUAAGACCGAAGUACCAGGCUACCAGCGCCCCGUUAAAAAGAUCAACACCCCGCUUAUAGCAGGUGUGAUUGCAGGCUGCGCCUUAUUUGUCGUCGCUGUGAUAUUAGGCCUUUGGUAUCAGUCUCGCCGGUCUCGUUACGGCCGUAUCCAACUCUCCCUUUCUGACGAUUCCGACGACGAAGCAUCCAAGCUUUUGGCGGACCACCGCCCGGCUGCGCUAUACUGGGACAAUGUCUCCUACUUUGUUAAUGGCAGAGAAAUUCUUUCGGGUAUUCAGGGCGCCGCGCCGACAGGACAGAUAACCGCGAUUAUGGGGGCUUCAGGUGCCGGAAAAACCACUUUCCUCGACCUUCUGGCGAGGAAAAACAAACGCGGUAUUGUUCAGGGAGACUUCUAUGUCAAUGGGGAAAAGGUGAAUGACGCGGAUUUUAAGAGCAUGAUCGGCUUCGUAGACCAAGAAGACACUAUGCUUCCCACCUUGACCGUGCACGAGACGAUUUUGACAAGCGCGUUGCUCCGUCUACCUCGAGACAUGAGCCAAGCCGCCAAGGAGCAACGAGUAAUGGAAGUUGAGAAGCAACUCGGAAUCUAUCAUAUCAAAGACCAGUUGAUUGGCUCUGAGGAAGGCUCAGGUCGGGGUAUUUCUGGUGGUGAGAAACGCCGAGUUGGAAUCGCCUGCGAGCUAGUCACCAGUCCUAGCAUUUUGUUCUUGGAUGAGCCUACCAGCGGCUUAGACGCCUUCAACGCCUUCAACGUGGUUGAAUGCUUGGUGUCGCUAGCGAAGGAUUACAACCGCACCGUCAUCUUUACCAUCCAUCAACCACGGUCCAACAUCGUCGCUCUUUUCGAUAGGCUGAUUCUCCUAGCCAACGGCAAAACCGUCUACUCCGGCCCAUUCUCGACAUGCCAGCAGUACUUUGAUGAGGCUGGAUAUUCCUGCCCACCGGGAUUCAAUAUCGCUGAUUACCUAGUGGACCUCACGAUGCAUGCCGGCAGCACUACUCAUUUCCACAGUGAUGAGGAGGAAAGCCCUCUAUUAGCAGUGCCCCCUGAUCCGCCAAAAACCGCUUCCAGCAGUCUAAGAGCUGUCAAGUCUGUUGCGAGUGCGUCCAACGCCAGUAUCGAGGAGCACUCCGGCAACAGCUUUGAUUACGGCAGGCGGCCUAAGGGUAAGCGACGAACUUCUCUCAAGCAGCGACAGGAUCGUCAACUUUACUCCCGUCGAAAAGAUGCCGAUGCUCCUCCCACGCCUCGAACUGACGAGGAGGACGCCGCGGAGGUAGGCGAAAGCCAACAGCAGUGGCUGCGGCUGUCCCGCCAUCAGGGCCAGACUCCACCACAGAUCCUCGACGACCCAGAUGAUCUUCCACCGGCCGCCCCGGGGCAGACUGACUUGGAUUUGAUGGUUGCUCACUACGCCGCCUCCGACAUUGCACGAUCCGUGCGCAACGAGAUCAUUUUAGCGACUCAGCAUGCGCGCGCCGCCAAUGGUUCUUCUAACUCCGAAUCCCCAUCUACGCCCAUCACCCAUCCACCCAAGAGCUAUGCGAGGGUGAGCUUGGCUCGCCAGUUUAUCAUCUUAUCGCAGAGAACGUGGAAAAAUCUCCAUCGAAACCCGAUGCUUAUGCUCACCCAUUAUGCAAUUGCCAUUCUGCUUGCUGUCCUCUGCGGUUUUCUCUUCUACGGUCUCACAGAUGACAUCAAGGGAUUCCAGAACCGACUUGGUCUUUUCUUCUUCGUACUGGCCUUGUUUGGAUUCAGUACGUUGACCAGUCUGACUGUGUUCUCCACCGAACGCCUUCUGUUUGUCCGCGAGCGUGCUAAUGGGUACUAUCACCCUGUCACCUACUACGCGGCGAAAGUUGUUUUCGACAUUGUUCCCCUUAGACUCAUCCCGCCGAUUAUUAUGGGUGUGAUAGUGUACCCGAUGACGGGGCUCAUUCCCGCCUGGCCCGAGUUCUUCAAAUUCAUCCUGGUCUUGGUUCUCUUCAACCUAGCGGCUGCUACCAUAUGUUUGUUCAUUGGUAUUGUCUUCCGCGAUGGCGGCGUGGCCAACUUAAUUGGUAGUUUGGUCAUGCUUUUCAGUCUGCUGUUUGCUGGACUGUUGCUCAACCAUGAUGCGAUUCCACCGUCUGCACUGUGGUUGCAAUCACUAUCUAUAUUCCACUACGGGUUUGAAGCGUUGAUUGUGAACGAGGUAACCUUCCUGACUCUGAUCGACCACAAGUACGGCCUUGACAUUGAAGUGCCGGGGGCUUCUAUCCUUAGCGCAUUCGGAUUUGACACUCUGGCAUAUUGGAAGGAUGUUAUUGGGCUUGCCGUCUUUUCUGGAGCCUUCCUUGUGAUUGCAUACUUAGCGAUGCAUUUCCUGCUUGUUGAACGGCGAUAA
Aspergillus mulundensis is the source of this 3282-nucleotide messenger RNA. RefSeq names its product putative ATP-dependent permease ADP1. NCBI's taxonomy places the organism in Eukaryota, Fungi, Ascomycota, Eurotiomycetes, Eurotiales, Aspergillaceae. Bases 1 to 3282 code for a protein of 1093 amino acids. Gene Ontology annotation, cellular component: membrane. The transcript has 3 exons. The record is from RefSeq and is a predicted model, not a curated record. Gene Ontology annotation, molecular function: ATP binding; ABC-type transporter activity; ATP hydrolysis activity.